AAGAGGCGAAGGGAAAAGAAAGGCAGGCGGAGGAAGUGUGUGAGUGGAGGGGCUCGUUCGGCCUGGAGUCUGCGUGAAGAGGCUCGCGUCCUUCCUCCCUCCCUCCCUGUUGCCUGUCUCCCCAACAGCCACGGGCACGGCAAAGGAAGGCGGCAGCGGCAAGCGGGUGGGAAGGAGGAAGAGACGCUGGAGCCGCCGCCAGCCUCCUCCUCCUCUCCUAGCGUCGCGGCCCAGUAGGAGGGACCCAGAGGAAACCGCGAGGGUCCAUUCCCGGGUAGGGGGAGACUCGCUGCCACAGCCCAGCCAUGGCCACAAAGGCUCGGGUUAUGUAUGACUUUGCUGCUGAACCUGGAAACAAUGAACUAACAGUUAAUGAAGGAGAAAUCAUCACAAUUACCAAUCCGGAUGUAGGUGGAGGCUGGCUGGAAGGAAAAAACAGUCAAGGAGAACGUGGACUAGUUCCAUCAGAUUAUGUUGAAAUUAUACAUGAAGGUACCAAAGAUGGAAUCUCUGUAGCUGACCAAGCCUUUUUUGAUUGUCUCUCCUCAACUACUGCACAGAUCAACUCACAGGUUGCAAAAAACAAUAGCCAAGCUAGCAGUGCAAAUGACCCCUGGUCAAGCUGGGAUAAUACAACUGGUGAUAGCUGGGCAGUGAAACCAGAAACUAGACAAAAAAACAGCUCUUCAAACAACUGGGAUGCAGCAGCUUUUGGUCAUCCACAGGCUUAUCAAGGUCCAGCGGCUGCUGAUGAUGAUGACUGGGAUGAUGACUGGGAUGACCCCAAAUCUACACCUUCGUCCUACCUUGGUUAUAAAGAUCCAGAGACAUCAGAUCCAGCAGGGCUUCAGCGUGGGAAUAGUCGUGGAGCUGCUAUGAAAAUACCACUGAACAAAUUUCCUGGAUUUGCAAAACCUGGAGUGGAACAGUAUCUGUUGGCAAAGCAGCUAGUAAAACCCAAAGAGAAAAUUCCCAUAAUUAUUGGAGAUUAUGGUCCAAUGUGGGUUUAUCCUACCUCUACGUUUGACUGUGUUGUGGCUGAUCCAAAAAAAGGUUCUAAAAUGUAUGGUCUGAAGAGCUACAUAGAGUAUCAGCUUACAUGUACAAACACUAAUCGAUCUGUCAACCACAGAUAUAAACACUUUGACUGGCUAUAUGAGCGUCUUUUGAUUAAGUUUGGAUCAGCCAUUCCAAUUCCAUCUCUUCCAGACAAACAAGUUACAGGACGUUUUGAGGAAGAAUUCAUUAAAAUGAGAAUGGAAAGGUUACAAGCUUGGAUGACUAGGAUGUGUCGCCAUCCAGUUGUUUCUGAAAGUGAAGUUUUUCAGCAGUUCCUCAGUUUCCGUGAUGAAAAGGAAUGGAAAACAGGUAAAAGAAAAGCAGAGAAAGAUGAGAUUGUUGGUGUUAUGGUCUUUUCUACUAUGGAACCAGAAGCUCCUGACUUGGAUAUGAUAGAAAUUGAACAGAAAUGCGAUGCAGUUGGCAGGUUCACAAAAGCCAUGGAUGAUGGAGUUAAGGAGUUGCUAACAGUUGGGCACGAACACUGGAAGCGUUGUACAGGACCAUUACCCAAGGAAUAUCAGAAAAUAGGAAAAGCUUUACAGAGUUUAGCACUGGUCUUCAGUACCAGUGGUUACCAAGGAGAGUCUGACCUUAAUGAAGCAAUAACAGAAGCUGGAAAAACAUAUGAAGAAAUUGCCAGUCUUGUGGCAGAACAGCCAAAGAAAGAUCUUCACUUUCUGAUGGAAACCAAUCACGAAUAUAAAGGAUUUCUUGGCUGCUUCCCAGAUAUUAUAGGUGCUCACAAGGGAGCCAUAGAAAAAGUGAAGGAAAGUGAUAAACUAGUUGCUACCAGUAAAAUAACACCACAGGACAAACAAACUAUGCAGAAGCGUGCAAGCACCAUGUCUUAUGCACUGCAAGCUGAGAUGAAUCACUUUCACAGUAACCGCAUUUAUGAUUACAAUAGUGUGAUCCGCUUAUAUCUGGAGCAGCAGGCACAGUUCUAUGAAACGAUUGCAGAAAAGCUGAGGCAGGCCCUCAGUCGCUUUCCAGUAAUGUAGAAACGGAGAAAAAUAAUGAAGAAUAACUCCAAAGUGCUUUCUUGAAGGCGGGGGCAGGGGGGGGGUGGAUGUGAAUUUUUUAAAAAUGUACUAAAUCUUUGACAUCCAAAAACCUUUGUAAAAUACAAGAUGCAAAAAAUAACAACAUCAAAUGUUUACUUUGCUAGCCUAAAUGCCUUGGAUAUUUAUGUAUAUUUUUAUCUUGAAUGCUUUCCCGAACUAUCAAUUACCUAAGCAAAACUGAGGAGUUCUUUACAUAAUAGGGAUUUCACUUGUCAAAUAGUUUAUUGCCAGGAGUGACAGAAAGGUUCAUAGUGUUGAAUGCUUCAGAGCAUUGGCUCCUGACCAGAUAGUCCUUAAGAGAGAGAGAAAUUUUGGAAUAAAAAUCUGUAAAUUCAGAUCUCUCUAUCUUGCUGUUUUGUGGCAUCUCAGUAUAUUCUUUGGUUAACUAUGUGUUGUUGAGAACAAAGGUUUCUCUCUUCUUUGGUAUAGCUAUGGUAUAAUCUCUGUAGUAAAAUUGCAGACACACACUUUCCCCAAGUGUCUUUUAAUAUCCUCUUUGUACCAAAAUGCCUCAGAUCUGAAGGGUGGGUUAUUUUCCUUCCUAUCUAUGUGAAGAAGAGAGUUUAAAUAGAGAAAGCCAAACGUGGAAACUGUUGUUCCAACUUUUUAUGAACAUGCAGUUUGUUACUUCCAAAUGGUAACCAGUCCUGUGUAUUGGGGCCUUUCUUCUCUUCAUUUUCAGUGUGCACUAUAGAAUUAAUAACCAGUCCCAUCACUACUGACAUGAUGGGAAAUCGCCAAAUCCCUGGUGUUCUUUUGAUCCUUGUAUAAAACAGUUAAGUGUAUUUUCCAGAGGAAAAUUGAGAACUCUCAGUUAUCAAACACAGUGUGAGUUUACAUGGGAAAAACUUGUUUCAAACAGAACUAUUAUUAAAAUGAUAGAAGCUGGGCAAGGGUGUCAAAAUCCGUUUUUGUAUAUUGACAAUAGGUCAUUAAAGGCCUGAUCUAUAGGAAAACUGGCUGAAAUAAAGUAGGAGCAUUGCCACAAACAGACCAUAGUGCCAAAUGCAGUGUUCUCUAGAAUUAAUUCAAAGGAAAGCAAUUGAAAUAAUAUAUUAUUUUACCCAUCAAACCAUUCUAAUGAGUACAUUCUGCAGGCUAUGUUAAUUUGUAUGACACUGUCACUAUGAUGCAAUUUUUAGAAUAAUAGUGAAUCUCAGUUUAUGGAGGUAAUGAAAAAAACAGCCAUCCCAGAAUGUAAGUGUCAUAUGCAUUAGAACGGCUCAGAUGUUCUUCGUUGUCACAUUUUUUAUUUGUCUAUGUGCUUUCUUUUUCUCUUAAUUUAGCUGGUCUUCUGAAAUUCCACAGUGUUAUAAUACAGCCUUCAAAAUAUAUGUACAAAUUGUAAAAAAUAUGUAUAAAUGUUUUAUGCCAAAUGUAAUAAGAUCUAUCUUGCAUGUAGAAGCAAUUUAUGAAAUGGUUGCAAAAUGUAUUGUAAAUUCUAAAGCACUUUUUCACAGCAUCAUUUUUUUCAGCAUUUGUAUAUUCACUUUUUAGGAUCAAAAUCUUUGUAACUGGUUUUUCAAGGAUAUCUUUUUUACCAAAAUUUGCAUUAAUCCUGAUGCCCUAGGAGUUGCAGAAACAGCAUUUUUGACAAACAAUUUGGUAAUAAAAGAGAAUUGCAGCUUUGCUGUGGAAAAGCCAUGUGUGCAGCAAGAUCACUUGGAACAGGCCAAUCUGUAACUUUAUAGCAAAUUAAGUUCUUAGAUUGAUAAUAAAUAUUUAUACUUACGCGCUUUUGUUUUUGAAGGAUGGUAAAUUUAUUCUCAGGUAAAAUUUUAUGUUUGCAAAUA
Messenger RNA from Eublepharis macularius, 3919 nucleotides. RefSeq names its product sorting nexin 9 (gene SNX9). The coding region runs from base 306 to 2063 and encodes 585 amino acids. Gene Ontology annotation, cellular component: plasma membrane; cytoplasmic vesicle. The record is from RefSeq and is a predicted model, not a curated record. Gene Ontology annotation, biological process: endosomal transport; endocytosis; intracellular protein transport. Lineage: Eukaryota; Metazoa; Chordata; Lepidosauria; Squamata; Eublepharidae. Gene Ontology annotation, molecular function: protein binding; phosphatidylinositol binding. The transcript is spliced from 18 exons.